This is a messenger RNA of Pelobates fuscus (common spadefoot toad), 7580 nucleotides long. It is a transcript of the gene SDK2, whose product is annotated as sidekick cell adhesion molecule 2. Lineage: Eukaryota; Metazoa; Chordata; Amphibia; Anura; Pelobatidae. The transcript has 46 exons. Gene Ontology annotation, molecular function: protein binding. The record is from RefSeq and is a predicted model, not a curated record. The coding region runs from base 117 to 6743 and encodes 2208 amino acids. Gene Ontology annotation, biological process: cell-cell adhesion.
CUUUACUACCCUGGGCAUGGGGGAGAACCAGCACACCUUCCCAGAGCACCCCUCCAGAGUCUAACCUGGUGCUUGCCAGCCUGUGCCAGUUUCAGCCUUGGAGCUCACUCAGGAUUAUGGUAGCAAUGAUGCCUGGUGGAUGCUGGCAGAUCUGGAUGUGGAUGGCAGUUUUGGAGGUGCUGUGCCCAGCCUGGGCUCAAGAUGAUGUUCCCCCUUACUUUAAGACAGAACCGGUACGUAGUCAGGUCCACCUGGAAGGGAACCGUCUGGUCCUCACCUGCAUGGCCGAGGGGAGCUGGCCACUGGAAUUCAAAUGGCUGCAUGAUCAGAAGGAACUUACCAAAUUUUCCCUGGAAUACAGAUAUAUGAUUACAUCUUUGGACAGAACUCACGCUGGAUAUUACAGAUGUAUUGUGCGUAAUCGUAUGGGCGCACUGCUGCAAAGACAGACUGAAGUGCAAGUGGCAUACAUGGGAAACUUCGAGGAUGGGGACACCACACAGUCUGUGUCACAUGGGGGCGCUGCCCUAAUCCAAGCCCCCAGCAUUGCCAGCUUCCCCCAGCCGCAGGUGAUGUGGUUCAGGGAUGGGAGGAAAAUCCCUCCCAGCAACCGAAUAGCCAUCACAAAAGACAACACGUUGGUGAUCCUGUCCAGUGUGGCUCCGGACGCUGGCCGUUACUACGUUCAGGCUGUCAACGACAAAAAUGGUGACAACAAGACCAGUCAACCCAUCACCCUGACCGUGGAAAAUGUGGGGGGCCCAGCAGAUCCCAUCGCUCCCACUAUCAUUAUAUCACCGCAGAAUACUAGUGUGGUGGCGGGGACCUCUGAGGUCACUAUGGAGUGUGUGGCCAAUGCCAGACCGCUCAUUAAGUUGAACAUUGUUUGGAAGAAGGAUGGAGCCCUCCUGACCAGUGGCGUGAGUGAAUAUGGACGCCGCCUGACGCUGUUGAGUCCCACCGUGAGUGAUGCUGGGUAUUAUUCUUGUGAAGCUACUCUACGCAGCAGUAGUGUCCCACCAGUCACCGCAGGGGCCUUCCUGAACGUACUUGAGCCCCCGCAGUUUGUGAAGGAGCCAGAUAGACAUGUAACUGCUGAGAUGGAGAAGGUCGUAGAGAUCCCGUGCCAGGCCAGAGGCAUUCCUCAGCCCUCCAUAUCUUGGUAUAAAGACGCUGCUCUAAUCGAUUUCAGUAAAGAUCCCAGGUUCCGGCUAGUGGGCAAAGGGAGCCUGCAGAUCAGUGCGCUGAUACCAGACGACACGGGCAUGUUCCAGUGCUUUGCUCGAAACAGUGCAGGAGAGGUACAGACCUCCACCUACCUGGCUGUAACCAGUAUCGCCCCCAAUAUCACGAAAGGUCCCCUGGACAGCACCGUCAUAGAUGGAACUGCCGUGGUAUUGCAGUGUGAGACGUCAGGCGCCCCUCGUCCAGCCAUAACCUGGCAAAAAGGUGAUCGGAUCUUGGCCAGCGGCUCUCUCCAGAUACCCCGUUUCACCCUCCUGGAGUCUGGAAGCCUGCUGAUUAACCCAGCCCACAUAUCGGACAUAGGCACCUACACGUGUACUGCCACCAAUUCUCGAGGGGCUGACGAUGCCUCCGCUGACAUCAUGGUGUGGGCCCGAACUUGUAUCACCAACCCUCCUACAGACCAGAGCGUCAUUAAAGGAACCAAAGCCUCCUUGUCAUGUGGUGUGUCACAUGACCCCAGCGUGGCCAUCCGGUACUUGUGGGAGAAGGAUGGAGUCCCACUAAACAUAGAUAAUUCUCCAAGGAUUCAACUGGACAAAAAUGGCUCGCUGCAUAUCUCUCAGACAUGGUCUGGCGACAUUGGGACGUACACCUGCCGCAUCUUGUCCAUGGCAGGGAAUGACUCCAGAAGUGCUCACCUGCGGGUCAGGCAGCUCCCACAUGCUCCCGAGAACCCCGUGGCCAUGCUGAGCGUCAUAGAGCAUAGAGCUGUCAAUCUGACGUGGGCCAGACCCUUCGAUGGAAACAGCCCACUGAUUCGGUACAUCCUGGAGGUAUCUGAGAACAAUGUCCCCUGGACCAUCCUUUUUGCCAGUGUCGAUCCAGAUCUCACUUCCAUGGUCGUAAGAAAUCUCACCCCUGCGCGCUCCUACCAGUUCCGUCUCUGCGCAGUGAAUGACGUGGGCAAGGGGCAGUUUAGCAAGGACACUCACCGAGUGUCCCUUCCUGAAGAGCCUCCCACUGCCCCUCCCCAAAAUGUCAUCGCCAGUGGGCGCACUAACCAGUCUAUUUUGAUCCAGUGGCAAGCACCACCUGAAAAUCACCAGAAUGGCAUCUUGAAGGGAUAUGUGAUCAGGUACUGUCUGUCAGGUCUACCUGUAGGUUGCCAAUAUAGAAACCUCUCCAACCACGACGCAAUGAGUGUUCUCCUCGAGGAUCUUAUCAUCUGGACAAAUUACGAGAUAGAGGUGGCUGCGUUUAACAGUGCCGGGCUAGGAGUCUACAGCACCAAAGUUACCGAGUGGACCCUGCAAGGGGUGCCAACCGUGCCCCCUGGUAACGUGAAGGUCGAGGCAGUUAAUUCCACCACACUUCGUUUCACUUGGAGCCCACCAAGCCCUCAGUUUGUUAAUGGGAUUAACCAGGGUUACAAGCUAAUUACAUGGGAUCCAGCACAGGAAGAUGAUAUCACAGUAGUCGUAGUGCGACCUAACUUCCAAGACAGCAUCCACGUGGGAUUCAUCACUGGCCUCAAGAAGUUUUCCAGUUACAUGGCAUCAGUCCUGUGUUUCACCUCUCCAGGGGACGGACCAAGCAGUCCCCCUCAACUAGUCUGGACGCAGGAGGAUGUUCCUGGUCCAGUUGGCCAUCUGAGCUUCGAUGACAUCUUGGACACUUCUUUGAGGGUGACAUGGCAGGAGCCCACAGAGAAGAAUGGCUUACUGACAGGAUACAAAAUCUCCUGGGAAGAGUUUAACCAAACCAACACUAGGGUCACGCAUUACCUACCCAAUGUCACCCUGGAGUAUCGAGUGACCGGCCUCACUUCACUUACCACUUACACCAUCCAGGUUGCUGGAAUGACUUCUAAAGGCCAAGGUGUUGUGUCGUCAUCCACCAUCUCUUCGGGAGUCCCUCCAGAGCUCCCUGGAGCCCCAACUGUGUUGGGGAUUGGUAACAUUGGCCCUCGUUCUGUCACGCUACAGUUCCGACCAGGGUAUGAUGGAAAGACCUCAAUAUCCAGGUGGCAGGUGGAAGCUCAGAUAGGUACGGUGGGGGAGACGGAAGAUUGGGUUCUCAUACAUCAGUUGGCAAAUGAACCUAACGCCAGAUCCUUAGUGGUGCCAGGACUGAACCCAUACACGCAUUACAGCUUCCGUAUGAGACAGGUGAACAUUGUGGGCACAAGUCCCCCAAGUACGCCCUCCAGAAAACUCCAGACGUUGCAAGCAGCUCCAGACAUGUUCCCAGCCAAUGUGACGCUACGGACUGCUAGUCAGACCAGCUUGUGGGUUCGCUGGGUGCCUCUACUGGAAACUGCUUACAACGGCAACCCCGAAUCCGUGGGAUAUAAAAUCCGGUAUAUGCGGUCUGAUGGCAAAGGGAAAGCUUUCACACAUGUAAUCCAUGAUCGAAUUGAGAGGGAAUACACCAUUGAAGACCUGGAGGAAUGGAUGGAAUACAGGGUGCAGAUACAGGCCUUUAACACUAUCGGAGCUGGGCCUUGGAGUCCUAUCGCUCUGGCAAGGACGCGAGAAUCAGUCCCUUCCUCUGGUCCAACCAAUGUCUCUGCUCUGGCCACAACUUCAAGCAGCAUCUUGGUGCGCUGGAGUGAGAUCCCAGAGGCGGAACGCAAUGGCCUCAUCCUCGGAUACAAGGUCCUGUACAAGGAGAAGGACUCGGACAGUCCCACUCAGUUUUGGCUGGUGGAGGGUAACUCCUCCCGUAGCGUCCUGCUUUCUGGCCUGGGGAAGUAUGUUCUUUACCAGAUCCAAGUCCUGGCGUUUACCAGAAUCGGUGACGGAGCUGCCAGCUCCCCUGCUAUCUUUGAGAGGACAUUAGAUGAUGUUCCAGGUCCUCCUGUUGGAAUUUUUUUUCCAGAGGUUAGAAACAGUUCUGUCCGCCUUAUCUGGCAGCCGCCCGCAUUGCCCAACGGGAUAAUUUUAGCGUAUCAGAUCACUCACCGCCUCAACACAACUAAUGCUAAUACAGCCACAGUGGAGGUGCUGAACCCCAGCGUCCGGCAGUACUCCGCCACCGGGCUGAAAGCAGAGUCAGUCUAUCUCUUCCGCAUCACGGCGCAAACUCGCAAGGGGUGGGGAGAAGCUGCGGAGGCUUUGGUGGUGACCACAGAGAAGAGAGACCGCCCUCAGCCCCCUGGAAAGCCCCUCGUUCGACAGGAAGAUGUAAAAUCCAGAAGCGUGCUGUUGUCAUGGGAACCAGGAAGCGAUGGCCUCUCUCCUAUACGUUACUUCACCAUCCAGACCCGGGAGCUUCCCAGCGGGCCCUGGACGGUGCAUUCUGCCUCCGUCAGUCACAACGCCACCUCCACUGUUGUUAACCGAUUGAAACCGUUCACUUCCUAUAAAUUCCGCGUUAAAGCGACCAAUGACAUAGGGGACAGUAAAUACAGCGAGGAAUCAGAGUCCCUGACUACGCUGCAGGCUGCACCUGACGAAGCUCCGUUAAUUCUUUCUGUCACACCUCACACCACAACCUCCAUUCUAAUUCGCUGGCAGGCCCCAGCAGAGGACAAGAUUAACGGGCUCCUGCUAGGGUUCCGGAUCCGGUACCGUGAACUUGCAUAUGAUGGUCCAAGAAGUUUCACUGAACGGACCAUCAACAACCCCAGCGUGAAGUGGGCAGAGUUAAAUGCGGCCUACAUGAUCCGGAACCUCAGUGAGCCGUCUCUCAGCCAGUACGAGCUGGACAAUCUGAGCAAACACAAGCGCUACGAGAUUCGUGUGAGCGUGUACAACACGGCCGGGGAAGGACCGACCAGCAUCCCCCAGGAGGUGUUUGUAGGAGAGGCAGUGCCCUCAGCUCCACCACAAAACGUGGCUGUCCAGAGUGCCACAGCUGUGCAGCUUGAUCUAACGUGGGAUCCUCCUCCUCUAGAGACACAAAAUGGAGACAUCCAAGGAUACAAGAUAUUCUUCUGGGAAGCGAUGCGGAAGAACGAGACGGAAAAGGUGAGAACACUGUUCCUACCAGAAAGUGGAGUCAAACUGAAGAACCUGACUGGAUAUACCACGUACCUGAUUAGCGUGGUGGCUUUUAACGCCGCAGGUGACGGACCCAGGAGCCAGCCAGUCCGUGUUCAGACUCAGCAAGCCGCCCCAAGUGCUCCAGCCGCAAUCCGGUUUAGUGAGUUAACCACCACCUCUGUCAAUGUCUCCUGGGAUGUACCCGUCUACCCCAAUGGUAUUCUGGAGGGGUAUCGGCUGGUGUACGAGCCCUGCUCCCCAGUAGAUGGGGUGAGCAAGAUUGUGACAGUGGACGUGAAGGGAAACAGUCCCCUGUGGAUGAAGCUGAAAGAUUUGGCUGAAGGAGUGACUUACCGGUUCCGGAUCCGGGCCAAAACCUUUACUUAUGGACCAGACCUUGAAGCGAACGUGACGACUGGUCCUGGAGAAGGUGCCCCAGGUCCACCAGGAGAGCCUUUUAUAUCCAGAUACAGCUCAGCAAUCACCAUCCACUGGUCGAGUGGAGAUCCAGGGAAGAGUCCAAUCACCAGAUACAUCAUCGAGGCAAGGCCUUCAGAUGAAGGCCUGUGGGACAUUCUAAUCAAAGAUAUCCCUAAAGAGGCGACAUCGUAUACCUUCAGCAUAGACAUCCUGAAGCAGGGACUGAACUACGACUUCCGAGUGAUCGCUGUAAAUGAUUACGGAUACGGGACUCCCAGCGCACCCACCACAUCCGUCUCAGCACAGAAAGCGAAUCCGUUCUAUGAAGAGUGGUGGUUCCUCGUGGUUAUUGCGCUCAUUGGGCUCAUCUUCAUUCUGCUCCUGGUAUUUGCCUUAAUUAUCCGCGGACAGAGCAAGAAGUACGCCAAAAAAUCUGACUCCGGCUGUAAUCCCAAGACCAGCACGUUAGGACACGGAGAGAUGGUCAGUCUGGAUGAAAGCAGAUUUCCUGCUCUAGAACUGAACAACCGUAGGCUUUCGGUAAAGAAUUCCUUCUGCAGGAAGAAUGGCAUCUACACAAGCAUUAACCAGCUUUGCCGGGAAGUUGUACCACGAAGCAAGCAGAGUUUAAUGAAGGUCGACCUGUCUAACGUUCGCGGGUGUUCUUCUUCCAGAUCUCCCCCUCGCCCCAGUCCGGGGAGCCUGCAUUAUUCAGACGAGGAUGUAGCCAAAUACAAUGAUCUCAUUCCCACCGAGAGCGGGAGUAUGACCGAAAAGCCCUCCGAAGUAUCGGAUUCACAGGGAAGUGACAGCGAAUACGAAGUGGAUCAAAACCAACAGAAAACCCAUUCAUUUGUCAACCAUUACAUCAGUGACCCCACGUACUACAAUUCAUGGCGACGCCAGCAGAAAGGAAUCUCUCGGGCUCACGCCUACAAUUACAGCGAGACGGAACCAGAGGACGGCGAACAUUGUAUUAUCCCCAACAACAGCCAGCAUGGCAGCCUGUACAGGCCCAAACCGAGCCGGACUCCCACACCGCAGCAGCCCCCCAGCCUUCCAACCCAGCAGAACCCUAUAUACCGCCCACCGAGCAGCCUCGCACCCACUUCACGCGCUCCAAUUGCUGGAUUUUCCUCUUUUGUUUGAUGACGAACAUCACUUUAUCACUGUUUGGAUCUGAAGAAAAUAACUUAAAAGAAGCAGAUAUAUAAAGAGUAUGUGUGUGUGUGUAUACAUACAUAAAUAUAUAUAUAUAUAAAUAUACAAAGCAAGAAAUGACAGAAUACUGUGUCGGAGACAAUCAGUUGUGGCUUGGGAUGUUUUUAGCUGCUUCAGUUCCAUGUAAUAUUCCAAAGGUUUGGUUGGUUUCUCGUCAAAACUGAACAAAAUUGUAACUGAGAAAAAAAAGUUCAGAAAAUGGUCUUUAAAGAAGAUGGCUGCCAUGAAAGCAAAAUGGCUGCCAACGGCUGGUACUCUGUGAAUUGCACAGUUUCUAUGAGAGGAUUUUGAGGGGGGAGGGAUGAAGAGUUGCUAUUCUAGGCAAGUUGGCAGAACAUGUGCAACCUCCAUUUUGAAAUAAAGAUGGAUGCCACGUGACGAGCCACAGGAUAAAACUUCUGUCAGAGGACGACACUGGACGGCACUCUACUCAUAAACUCAAUGGCGAAGUAUAUGGAAGCCCUGAAGGUCCAUGAAAAUGGAGACUAGGCCAAAAUAUUAAUAGACCCCAUAAAUUGCUAUUUCUAAAUUUAAGUAAAGGGCGGCCUCCACCGCGCUGAGUCUGAAGUCUGUACGGCAGCCGUGGAGGUCCUCAUUAAACCUCCCUGUGCCAAACAGGUCAACACACAGGUAGACCACCCAAUCCAUGAAUUAACGUGCUGAGCGUCUACAGGGAGUUAUGAUAACAGAAGAUGGCUUUAAUUCAUGCUACCAGCUAGAUUGCACCGAGGUCCAAGUCAAAGCCUCACAUGGAGGUCUGGCUCC